Neopsephotus bourkii (Bourke's parrot) is the source of this 706-nucleotide messenger RNA. RefSeq names its product adipose secreted signaling protein (gene ADISSP). The record is from RefSeq and is a predicted model, not a curated record. The transcript has 5 exons. Lineage: Eukaryota; Metazoa; Chordata; Aves; Psittaciformes; Psittacidae. The coding region runs from base 87 to 611 and encodes 174 amino acids.
CUCCCCAGCUCCCGCGAUCCCAAAGGAUGGCCCCGUCCUGCCCCUGCCUUUGAAGUGCGGAGCGAGCCCCAUCGCUGCGGGGCCUCAUGGCCACGGCCCGCAAGGGCAGCAAGGCCAAGGGGGGCUCCGUGCGCUUCGCCCCCGCGCAGCCCCCCGAGGGCUCCCACGGCCACGUCCGCUUCGAGGAGCAGCUCCACGACUCCGCCGUGACCGUGACGCAGGAGGGGGAUGGGAGCUUCCUGGUGAAGGUGGGAUUCCUGAAGAUCCUGCACAAAUACGAGAUCACCUUCGUGCUGCCAUCGCUGUGGGGCACGGGGGGGGAGCUGUGCCCCGUGCCCCUGCCCAGCCUCAACCUGCGCCUCACCGGCAUCACCGCCCUGCCUGAAGGUUACAGCAUCAAGUGCGAGUACACAGCGCACAAGGAGGGGGUCCUGAAGGAGGAGAUGGUCCUGGCCAGCGCAGCCGGUGAUGGAGCCACCAUCAGGGUCGUGGUCCAAGCCCGUGUCAUGGACCGGCACCAUGGCACCCCAAUGCUGCUGGAUGGGGUGCGCUGCAUCGGCGCGGAGCUGGAGUACGACUCGGAGCAGAGCGACUGGCACGGCUUCGACUAGACCCUGCUUCCCUUGCCAUAAGGAUGGAGCCCAUAGGGAAUCAGGGACAAAUCCCACCCCAAACCCCCCCUGUGUCAAUGGGGUCACCGGGAGCU